Armigeres subalbatus is the source of this 2126-nucleotide messenger RNA. Its product is annotated as mucin-2-like. The transcript has 2 exons. NCBI's taxonomy places the organism in Eukaryota, Metazoa, Arthropoda, Insecta, Diptera, Culicidae. Bases 95 to 1378 code for a protein of 427 amino acids. The record is from RefSeq and is a predicted model, not a curated record.
AUCUAUCACAGUUUCUCCACUCACUUCGAUGCACUCGUUCAUAUCGAUUGGACAUACUUUCGAUAGACUUAUUCAUUGGAAACAUUAAAAUAAAAUGAAGCUUUAUCAUUCCUUGAUUGUCUUUUACAUAUUUGUGCAGGGCUAUGAUGCAAACCAGCAAUGUGAUUUGUGCGUCAAUCGGUUCAAUUGGACUGCAUGCGACGCGGCAGCAAGGUCCAAUGUGUGCUCUGAGGAUCUCGUGGAUGCGACCCAUAAUUUCCUUUCGCAGUACAAUCCAACAUUGAGUGAAACCCUAUCAAGCGACACCAGCGUUCGUCAGUUUCGUUGCUUCCUGUUGGAGCUGGAAAUAGACGUUUCCACUGUGAAUGUGUUCAUCAGAGCUUGUACCUAUGAAAGUUUGGUGUUUUGUGAAGGAUGGAAUGCUAACGGCGCCAGGGCCACCAAUUGUGCUGUUUGUUCGGACGGAAUGUGUGAACGAAACGCCACGUGGGAUGCGCUUUUAGCGACGACGACUACCGUUGAUCCACCAACGACAACAGCCAUUGAUUUGUCUACAACGACAACGGUAUUAACGACAACAACGACAACUGUUGAUCCGUCUACGACAACUGUCGUCAUUCCGUCAACGACAACAACGGUGUUAGCGACAACAACAACUACCGUCAAUCCAUCAUCGACGACUACCAUUGAACCGUCAACAACGACAACAACGACUACCGUCGAUCUGACAACAACGACAGCGCCAUUGGCGACAACGACAACUACACAAAGUUCACCAUUGCCAACGACGUCUACGACAUCGACAACAGUUUCAACAACUGAAACUCCAUGUAUCGUGGACUGGACAACAACGGCGCAAAUGACACCAGCUCCAACAGACAUGUCAGCAUCCGCGGGUACGCAUACUACAGUAUUAGGAACAAGUACGAUACUACACUCUACAGUGACGGAGAGUUCAUCCGAUACGGAUAUUACAACUGUCCCGAAUAAUGCUUUCAACUGUACUGAGUGUGACAGUGCUGUAAGUUGGGAACAUUGUAGAAACCGCAGUCGAACCGUCCAGUGUACGACAGCGGACGUUAAUGAGCUGCAUUCCAGCCUGCAUAAAUUCAAUCCGGGUCUCCCGGUGGGUAAUUACAGCGAGUUUAAAUGUUUCAGAAUCCAGGUGAACCUCAGUGAUCCCGAACAUGGUGGAGUUGUGUACGGCAUGGGGUGCACAUUUGCUUCUGCUCGGUUUUGUGCACGUUCUGAAUGGCGUAACGCUACGGUUAUGGUAUGUUCCGGUACGGGUCAGUUAGGCGGUACAGCGCCAGCAAUGAUUGGUUUGGUGAUGGUGAUUUUGUCAUCAAUAGUUGGCAAAUUAAACGUGAAGUACUGAUAAUACUAGGAAUGAUAAAUAAAUGCCAUUGAUAGCAUAGUUGCAUUUCGAUAAAUGGUUAUGACUAUUUUACUCGCAGUACAGCUUUCUUCCCUCGCCAUUUGGCCGCUGGUAUAAUUUUUUUUUGAUAAGAACUGUUUCCAGACACUGAACUGACAUUUUCUGAGCAAACAUUAAUGUUUUUCGUUACUACCUAAUGACAUCCAAAGAGUUGUUUCUUCUAUGUCAACAACAGUACUUGAUAGAGAAUUUUAAACAAUAAUUUUUAUUUCCUUCUUCUAAUUUGUCUAGCUAUUAAAGAAAUCAUUUGAUAAGGACACAACAAACAUGCAAAAGCGUUAGUUAAUAUCAAAGAUGGCUACAAGCAACAAGAUACCCGACUUCUGUACUACUUAAAUUCCACACAUUUUUAUUGGCAUUAAUCUAAAGAAAUUUACAAAUAAAUUUUAAGUGUGCGUAAAUAACCACUUGCUAUAGGAGAUUCCACAUAAAUGUUAUUUGUUUAUAAGGGUUAGGUGUGUUUCCGCAUAUACCAACAUUUUCCCCAACCAACAAAAUGGUGUAGUUUAGCCAAUGGAGUAUUUUUAAUUUUACCCAACCAAUAAAAAGCGUAUAUCGUUUCUUGUCGAGACCACCAUAUUUAAUGGAACGUACACACGGUCAAGCAGUUUGACCAACAUUGACUCCACCUCUCGUUUAUUCAAACAUCCAUCAAGUUUUACCAACAACGGCACGAACAAUCAAUUUA